CCCAGACGAUCGGAUAUCCCCAGAUCCCCUCCACAUCAUCAUCAUCAAAAUCGUCAUCACCUUAUUGAAGCAUUCCACUCGACAGCAUGAUGGGACACAAAUAUGUCAAGAGCGCUUGUUUGAACUGCAGAAGACGGAAGGUCAAGUGCGAUGGCAAUGACAUUUGCUCCAAUUGUAUAAACUCCAAGCUCGAAUGCUCCUACAAUGCUGAUGGAGACAUGAGAAGACAAUCAGCCAAGAAGGCAAUCGUCAGCCUUGAAGCGCGCAUCGCUCAGCUCGAAGGUGUCCUACGAGAACACAAUAUUGAUCAGCCCCAACCGUCACCGGAAUCACCAACCAGAUAUACAACCGCCUCCAAACCUCGAUCGACCGUAUCGGAGGCACAUUCAGGGACCGAUACUGACCAGAACCAGACCGAAAGGCGUCGACCUGGAAAGAAAACCUCUUCUGCACGAGUGGAGAGUCCUUCGACACACUUCAUUAAUAAUGGAUCCUUUCAACCCUUGGAGGCACCGGAGACUGCUCAAAGCUCCCAGGUAAAUCGGGAUUUAGCUGCAGAUCUACCGAACACAGAAGACCACUUCGUCAUGGUUGGCACUUCGAGUAUGCCGAGUCCCCAGUCGGCAAGUCUCGCACAAAGCGGAGUUCAUGAGUCAGAAGAUGGAGAUAGUAGCAUCACAGACAUUCUAUCAGCACGAAUGGGUGCGCUCAGGAUUGUAGAGGAUGGACAGCUUCGAUACUACGGACCGACGUCGAACCUUCACAUGUAUGCAGACGGACUUCAAUCAUUGUCCAGCCCAUCGUUUCGCCGAGUAUCGAUUGAAGGGAUGGAUGUUCUUCGGCGACUCGGAUUGGACCUGGACAUGUCACUGGACCUCGAAACCCACCUGGCAGGGCUCUACUUUGCCUGGGAAGAUCCGGCAAUUCACGUCGUUGAUGAAGAUGUCUUUUUCGCUGAGAAGAGACGCUGUCUAUUGCAGGAAACAAGCAGUCCCUACUAUUCCGAAACACUCAACAAUGCAAUAUGCGCCAUCGGAGCUUGUCUAGCCAACGGCGAAAAGCUCAAAAUCCCCGAACCCGCUGCAGAGUUCUUCUCUGCUCGAGCAAAAGCACUUUUGGACGUCGAGAUGGAUAGCCCUACUGUGGCGACAGUUCAGGCACUUGUAAUAAUGAGUGCUACUGAAGCUGCCUCUACUCGAGAUGCUCGUGGCUGGCUCUACAGUGGCAUGGCUACUCGGUUGAGCGCCGACCUGGGACUUCACUUGGACAUCAGCAACCACAUUAGCAACGGGCUCUUGACAGAGCGUGAUAUGAAGAUUCGACAAACAGCUUUCUGGGGGGUUUUCAUCCAUGAACAUAUGUGGAACCUAUACGCUGGCCGACCAUGGGGACUAGGGGUUCAAAACAUUACAAUCCCAAUGCCAGAGAUUGAAACAAGUGAUAGCAACUGCAAAGAAUGGAAGUCUUACCCACCUUCUGUCUGGCAGGCAAAUGACCAGGAGGAUACUGUUUUAUUCCCCGUUGGUGCUUGCACAGCAGCCAAUGUCCAACUCUGCGAGUACAUGCGGCAGAUCAAUACCACUCUAUAUGCUGGACGGACGCUGGGGCUGACCGACCUGGUCGAGUUUCUUCUCAACACCAAGCAGGACAUGACCAACUGGCAUGAAGGCUUAUCCUCGUUGAUUGACGUGAAUCACGCGAGUACUGAUAAGAUCUAUCAUCCUGCUGUAUUACAACUCCACAUGCAAUAUUAUGCCACCCUUAUCUUUCUGUAUCGACCAUAUCUGUCUUACCAAAUCGCUUCACAAAUAUCAACAUUAGACAAAGCAGAAAGCAGAGCAGCCAUGUCGAGCGUGCCUAGUGAUUGCGUCUCGGCAGCCCACCAAGUAGCAGAGCUCCUCCGAUGCUACCAACAACAGCACUCUUUUCGGCGAGCAAAUGUUCAGAUUGUCCACAUUAUCCUCACCGCUUCUCUUAUAUUCAUACACGACGUCUGCACUCGUAACUACAGUGAGUCCCGGCAUUCUCUAAACGACCUACAGCUUUGCUGUCAUUCGCUGGGGGAAAUCGGUCGCUGCUUCGGAAAUGCAACCCGAGCGUUGGAAGUCAUCAUUCUCGUCAAGAGUGAAUGGCAGAGAAUAGCAACUGCUCGACGAGUUCAAAAGGCAGGAACUAAACGGCAGAGCUUUAGCAUGUCCAAAGGCGCUGAUGAGCGUGACGAUAACAAUGACGGAGGUAGACCAAGGCAAAGAUAUCGCACCUUGGAUCGAGCCAGUUCCAUUCUCCAGGCAUCUGAUAUAGGCACACGUUCUGGCUUGGUGAACGAUCAUACUGGUCUCCCCCAACAAAGACCGUUGGAUCUUGACGGGAUGAACCUAGACGAGUUCAAUUUGGAGAGCCAAUAUCAAGACAUGUGGGCUUUCUCAGCUGAGCACGACUUUGAUCUACACGAGGCCAUUCCGCCUAUCGAUUGGUUCAACAAUCAGCUGCUUGAGGGGUCUCACAUAUCAAUAACGAAUAUGAUGGGUCAAACGAUGACCAACGUCGAUGCUCCUCAGGAUGGAAUUGGCGACAGCUCGCCACAUAAAUCUUGAGGGAUGAGUGGGCGCAGCACUGGCGCUCGCGUGCUGUUGCUUUUUGUACAAUAGCAUCGGGAACGCAACUCCGUUACAGGGGACUUGGCAUGCACUUUGCAGGGAAGUGUAUUCCACGGUAGUUACGAGUUACAAGCUCAGUCAAUAAAUAUGAAGGAUUAUUUCAUCCGAUUGUAUGCC
Molecule: messenger RNA, 2774 nt
Organism: Fusarium odoratissimum NRRL 54006
Lineage: Eukaryota; Fungi; Ascomycota; Sordariomycetes; Hypocreales; Nectriaceae
Exons: 8
Coding region: 87-2594 (835 amino acids)
Biological process (GO): DNA-templated transcription; regulation of DNA-templated transcription
Molecular function (GO): zinc ion binding; DNA-binding transcription factor activity, RNA polymerase II-specific; DNA binding
Source: RefSeq, a predicted model, not a curated record